CUUCCCGCUCAGCCCGCUGCCCCCCGCCGCCGCCCCGCCACCCCCGGGGCCCGGCCCCGCCAUCCUGCGCGGCCCCAGCCCGGUUCCUCCCGCCGCCGCCGCCGCCCCGGGGUACCGGCCCAUGGGCCCGGCCGCCGCGCAGUACCAGCGCCCCGGGAUGCCGCCCGGCAGCAGGAUGCCCAUGGCAGGCCUGCAGGUGGGACCACCAGGAGCACCCCCAUACGGAGCAGCCUCCCCGAUGAGACCCGGCCUGCCACAGUCCAUGAUGGAUCCCUUCAGGAAGCGCCUGCUGACCCCCCAGGCACAGCCCCCGCUGGCCACCCAGAGGAGAGGGGUGAAGAGGAGGAAGAUGGCUGACAAGGUGCUGCCACAGAGGAUCCGGGAACUGGUCCCAGAAUCCCAGGCCUACAUGGACCUCCUCGCCUUCGAGCGCAAGCUGGACCAAACCAUCGCUCGGAAGAGGAUGGAGAUUCAAGAGGCCAUUAAGAAGCCACUGACGCAAAAGCGGAAGCUGAGGAUUUACAUCUCCAACACUUUCACCCCGGCCAAAGAAGAAGGGGAGGGUGGGGAGCGUGUGGCCUCCUGGGAGCUGCGUGUCGAGGGCAAACUGCUGGAGGAUCCAAGCAAGCAGAAGAGGAAGUUCUCCUCCUUUUUCAAGAGCCUCGUCAUAGAGCUGGACAAAGAGCUGUAUGGGCCAGACAACCAUCUGGUGGAGUGGCACCGGCUGCCCACAACCCAGGAGACCGACGGCUUCCAAGUGAAGCGUCCUGGCGAUGUCAAUGUGAAAUGCACUCUGCUGCUCAUGCUGGAUCACCAGCCUCCGCAGUACAAACUGGACCCUCGCCUGGCUCGCCUGCUUGGGGUGCACACCCAGACCCGCGCCAGCAUCAUGCAGGCGCUCUGGCUCUACAUCAAGCACAACAAGCUGCAGGACAGCCACGAGAAGGAGUACAUCAACUGCAACCGCUACUUCCGCCAGAUCUUCAACUGCAUCCGCAUGCGCUUCUCUGAGAUCCCCAUGAAGCUGGCAGGGCUCCUGCAGCACCCAGAUCCCAUCAUCAUCAACCACACCAUCAGCGUGGACCCCAAUGACCAGAAGAAGACCGCGUGCUACGACAUCGAUGUGGAGGUGGACGAUCCCCUGAAGGCUCAGAUGAGCAACUUCCUGGCUUCCACCACCAACCAGCAGGAGAUCGCCUCGCUGGAUGCCAAGAUCCAUGAGACCAUCGAGUCCAUCAAUCAGCUGAAGACGCAGCGCGAUUUCAUGCUGAGCUUCAGCAACAACCCCCAGGAUUUCAUCCAGGAAUGGAUCAAAUCCCAGAGGAGGGAUCUCAAGAUCAUAACGGAUGUAAUCGGGAACCCCGAGGAGGAGCGGCGAGCAGAGUUCUACCAGCAGCCCUGGGCGCAGGAGGCUGUGGGCAGACACAUCUUUGCCAAGGUCCAGCAGCGUCGGCAGGAACUGGAACAAGUGCUCGGGAUCCGCCUCACCUAAAGGGGCCGGCAGGGGCUCGGGAGCUCCUUCUCCUCUCGCUGCUGCCUGAGCCUGAUGGUACUUACUGGAAUCAAACAGCACUUGCACAAACCCGACGUGCCUGGAGGGACACGGAGCCACCCCUGGGCUCCCCUCGAGAAGCUCUGGCCCCAGGCAGAGCACAGCAGAGGCUCCCCCGGUUCCCCCCCUCGAAGUCCCACUGCAGCCCUCGCGCUGCGCUAACGCUUCUCCGCAUCCCUCCUGCGCUCCUCGCUCCCCUCCGCCAGCCUAAAUCCCUCCUGGAGCUGCUGCCCAGCAGUGCCAAGCUGCCUGCGUGCACCAGGAGCUGCCUCCUGCUCUCCCUGAGCCCAGCUGCCAGCACGGCAGGCCCGGCCCUGCCCCUCUGCAACCAAAGUUGUGUCAUUCCAAACGCCAGCCCCCCUUCUCCUGACGUUUUGCACUAUUUUUGUGAGCAGGUUUUAUAAAACAAUAGAUAAAAAAGCGUUUUGUACAGUG
This is a messenger RNA of Pezoporus flaviventris, 1987 nucleotides long. RefSeq names its product SWI/SNF related, matrix associated, actin dependent regulator of chromatin, subfamily d, member 2 (gene SMARCD2). NCBI's taxonomy places the organism in Eukaryota, Metazoa, Chordata, Aves, Psittaciformes, Psittacidae. The transcript is spliced from 13 exons. The record is from RefSeq and is a predicted model, not a curated record. Gene Ontology annotation, biological process: regulation of transcription by RNA polymerase II. Gene Ontology annotation, cellular component: nucleus; SWI/SNF complex. Bases 122 to 1492 code for a protein of 456 amino acids.